AUGCACAAAAUAUUCGAGGUCGAAGAACUCGAACGAGCCACGGACAACUUCUCCCCUUCCUGCCUCCUCGGCCGAGGCAGCCACGGCAGCGUCUACCGCGGCCUCCUCGACGACGGCACUCCCGCCGCCAUCAAAACCCAAUCCCCGGCCCUCGGCGAGAAAAAAAUCGACAACGAGGCCACCAUCCUCUCCUCCCUACCCCCCAACAACCCCUACCUCGUCGGCCUCCUCGGCACCUCCCUCGACCCCUUCUCCAACACCACAAUCCUCGUCACCCGCUACAUGCCCAACGGCACCCUCCACGACCUCCUCCACUCCUCCCCCAACCCACCCUCCUGGGAAAAACGGGUCGAAAUCGCCCUCCGUGUCGCCCGCGGCCUCCGGGCCCUCCACGAGGCCGGCGUGGCCCACCGAGACAUCAAGCCCGCCAACAUACUGUUCGACGAGGCUUGGGGCGCCAGGCUGGCGGACUUCGGCCUGGCGUCUGUUGGGCCUGGGGCCCGCCCGGCGGGGACGAUUGGGUACAUGGACCCCGCGUACACCACGCCGGAUGGGCUGACGUGGAAGGUGGACGUGUACAGCUACGGGGUGGUGCUGAUGGAGAUGAUUUCGGGGAGGAGGGCGAUGGAGAUGGGGAGGUCGCCGGCGGCGGUGGCGGAGUGGGCGCCGCCGUUGAUUGGGAAGGGGAGGAUUGGGGAGGUUUGUGAUGGGAGGGUGCGGGUGCCGGGGCACAUGGCGAGGGGGGCCAUGAGCUACACCUGUAAACAUUAUCAUUAA
Messenger RNA from Striga asiatica, 777 nucleotides. The record is from the annotation of a GenBank genome assembly. Lineage: Eukaryota; Viridiplantae; Streptophyta; Magnoliopsida; Lamiales; Orobanchaceae.